Molecule: messenger RNA, 1975 nt
Organism: Vespa mandarinia (Asian giant hornet)
Lineage: Eukaryota; Metazoa; Arthropoda; Insecta; Hymenoptera; Vespidae
Product: UBA-like domain-containing protein 2
Molecular function (GO): protein binding
Source: RefSeq, a predicted model, not a curated record
AGAAAGAAAGAAAGAAAGAGAAAUAAAUAAAGAUGGACCCUCUUCGCGAGCAAGUGAUGAUCAAUCAAUUCGUACUGGCUGCCGGUUGUGCCAGAGAACAAGCAAGGCAAUUCUUACAAGCUACUCAUUGGCAAUUCGAGAUGGCACUCAGUCUCUUCUUCCAAGAAGUAGCAAUACCUUCUUGUGCUCAGCCUGGUACUCCUUUUGGUCAAAUCACACCAUGCAAUACACCAGCAACGCCACCGAAUUUUCCAGAGGCGUUGGCUGCAUUUUCCAAAAUGUCGGCUGGUGAAAAAACUCCCACAGGCAUGUCUCCGAGCCAAAACGGGUUGCAACAAAGUUCAACGGCGACAGUGGCGCAGCACCACGGGGUCCGGUGUAGCAUCUCCGGCAAUGCACAACAGCAAGUUGUACCGAGCCAACAACAAUUUGGCUUGGGUGAAUUACAGAGAUAAGGAAAAAAGAAGAUGCGAGCCGAUAGGAGGAUGCGUCUUAUCAAACGUUUGUACGAAGAUGUAGAAAAGAAAAGAAAGAAAAAGAUGAUGAUAAUAAUAACGAUGAUGAUGAUGAUGAUGAUGAUGAUGAUGAUGAUGAUGAUGAUGAUGAUGAUGAUGAUGAUGAUGAUAAUGAAAAAGAAAAAAAAAAUUACGAUGAUGAUGACAGUGAUCGUAAGAGAUGGUAGAAAAAACUCGAUCCUCGAUAUGGUGUUUCACAAAGCAAGAAAAAAACAAACAAAAUAAAAAAAAAAUAUUGCUUGGUUCUCCUAUGGCUAAUAACAUACACUGGCGACUACGACACAGUGUAGUAGCCUCUCAUGUGAUUUUCCCUCUAACGGAAAAUGCACGACUAACGACGACGAUGUACGAGCGAAUUCGAACAAAGCCGAGCAAAGCCGAACGAAACCGAACAAGAAUCACAUUGGCGUUUCUAUUGCUCGGACUCGUUCGAAUUUCAUUUCUUUGUAUUUGUUUUCUCUUUUUCUCUCUCUCUCUCUCUCUUUUUCUCUCUCUCUCUCUCUCUCUCUCUCUCUCUCUCUCUUUAUUAUAGUCUUAUAAAACUAUUUUACUCUCUCUUUUGUCGAACGUCUUAUCGUGUUGUGUCUCACAAAAAAGUUGCAGUCGUUUUCUACUUGUUUUUAUUCCCCUUACUCUUCAUUGAUUUUGUUUUCUUUUUUUCUUCUUUUUAAAAGGAACGAUAAUGUUCCUACAACUAUGAAAGACAGAAAUACCCUUUAGCGUUUAUCGAGAACAAUAGUACGUAAUCUACAGAGAGUUCGUGUAGUGUGUGAUUUGAUGUAAAAAAGACAGGAGUAGUUUGUCGAAGCCAAGAUUGAAAAAAAAAGGGGGUAAAAAAAGUCACAAAAUGGCUUCGUAAAGUACUCGCUGUUCUGUUUCACUUCGUUUAUUUCAUGUUUGAUUAAGAAUAUGUCAAAACGGUAGGCUUGUAUAAAUACGUACGCGUUCGUUGUCACUGGGGAGCUUUCCAGCGAUUACAUGGAAGGCUGUGAAAACAAAAUAAAAACUACGAAAGAUGGAGGUUCCUCGUCUCCACGUGACGCGAAUACGAAAAAAUUAAUUCGAGAAAGCGACAACAAUUCUCGACUUUCUUUUAUCAUGAGUUUGAGAAUCAGCUGAAAUUUGAGAUAGGGCUGUUCGUUAAAUUCAAAUUACGCGCCGUCUAACUCGCCUGAUAAAGAGUGCCACCAUCGUAGUAGAAACCUGUCAAUUUUUAUUUCAAUAUGAACUUUAUUUAAAGAACAACGUCACGCGAUUGUAAAAUUGUAAAGAUCGCUCUUCUUUUUUUUAAAGAAAACCAAUACUCUAUUUAUUUAUUUAUUUAUUUCUUUUUUGACAAAAUCAUCCAGUAAUAUUGAAAAUGUACCGAUUGAGUAAAAUCACUUGUUUUGGGUCCACAAAAUGAAAGUGCUUAAGUACAGUCCUUUUUCAGUUUACUAAGAGUAAAAUACAAAAAAAAA